GUGUCCGCGGCAAAUCACCCGGCGACGGUUGACAAACCGUCAUAUCUCUACGGCCAUUCCUCUUUCUUCCGUCAGCGCGCAACCUACCCAAGCCCUCCUAAGCUCCCUACAGCCUACGAGGUGCAACUUCAACCCUAUCCCAUCGACACAGUCUAUGGACGGAAGACAAUCGGAAUAUCCGCAGUCAGGUUUGCAUUCGCCCUAUCCAACAUUUCCUGAACCUCCCUCUGAAGGUUCUCUCGCAGAUCAAGCAUCUGCUGCGCAAUAUCCUCCUCCGCCUCAAGGACAAGAUCCACGCGCCGCGAACUUCUCUUCCUCCGCGACCCCCACCUCCGAAUACGCGAUCAAUCCUUCGUCUGCUCGCUCAGGCAGCUUUCCGGAGUAUAUUCAACGUCCAUACCAGCAAAGCCCGCAAGGAGCAAACGCUGCCAAUAUGGCGCAACCACAGAGUCCGUCAAUGCCUUUACCAGAUGGCUCACACCUUGACCAUCAGCAAUCGCAACUCAAAUCUGACGACAAUGUACCUAUAGAUCCUUCCAUCGCCGCAGCUACGAGCCCGACCUACCCACAGCAUGGGCAGUACUCGCCCUACACACCGCACCACAGCGAAAUGCAGCACUAUCAAGGGCACCCCCAGACCCCAAUGUAUCCUGCACAGCGACCAGACUGGGCCGCUGCUCAGGCUCAGUACCCUCACGGCCUGCCGUACGGCCAUCCAGCCUCAUCCGGUGCACCCGCGCCCGCGAUGGUGUCUCCUGUGCAGCGACCUCCAACAGGCGGUCACCCAUUAUCGACAGUAUAUUCGUUUGUGCCGAUUCCCGGUGCUCAGCAACAUAAGCGACCCCGCAGGCGUUAUGAGGAGAUUGAGCGCAUGUACAAGUGUGGCUGGAACGGAUGCGAAAAGGCAUAUGGCACGCUUAACCAUCUGAACGCGCACGUCACAAUGCAGUCGCAUGGAGCGAAGCGAACCCCAGAAGAGUUCAAGGAAAUCCGAAAGGAGUGGAAGGCCAAGAAGAAGGAGGAGGAGGCUGCCCGCAAGGCCGACGAGGAGAGGCAGCGCGCCGCCGAGGGUCGCGCCACCCACGAAAACCCUGGUGAGCAGCCUGUCUACGGUCAAGUACGACAGGUCGGCAUCCCAGGUCAAGCACCCGGAGGUCACCCUCAACUCCCACCGAUCGGUUACCAGCCUGCCGCUUCUGGCAACAACUCUGGCCCUCAAUACGGCACUCAGAGCCCUGGGUUGGCCGAGGGAAUGGCACAGUAUGGCCCCGCUAGCAGCUAUCGCGGUUCUAGCACUAACAGCAACAGCUACCCCCAAUCUCCCUACGGGCAGAACCCGCAGAUGUACCAACAGGGUCAUUAGGACCGAAGUAGUUAUACGAUUUGAUACGGGUUGAUGUUUCAGCAAACACAUGCGCAAAUCACAAACCACUUUCCAACAAUCAAUGCGUCAAAAAAACAAGGAAAAAACAGGG
Messenger RNA from Aaosphaeria arxii CBS 175.79, 1475 nucleotides. Its product is annotated as transcriptional regulator. NCBI's taxonomy places the organism in Eukaryota, Fungi, Ascomycota, Dothideomycetes, Pleosporales. The record is from RefSeq and is a predicted model, not a curated record. The transcript is spliced from 3 exons. Gene Ontology annotation, biological process: regulation of DNA-templated transcription. The coding region runs from base 155 to 1363 and encodes 402 amino acids.